UACCUGCCUCUGGAAAUUUCCACUACAUGCAUCUGACGAAGUGGGUCUUUGCCCACGAAAGCUUAUGUUCCAACACUUCAGUUAGUCUAUAAGGUGCCACAGGACUCCUCGCUGCACUGGCAUAGACCAGUUUUAGCCUAGUAAUACUGGGAGGCAAAGAAACUGAAACAGUUCCCUUGGAAAAACAGUUUCGUACCAUGGUAUUUCUUUCAGAUAACUCUUUAUCUCUCCAGUAUUAACAGCAUGCAAUAAACUUAUUUGCCUUGACGUGGAUGUUAUGUGGAGAGUCUCACGUUGUUCAGCAGUAUUCAGGUAGGUGAUCUUUGCUCCUCUACAUACCGUUUGGUCUGGGUUUUUCUCCCCCGGACUCACUCUGCGGCCUUUAUUCUUUAGCCGAACAUUUCAUGUGAAAUGGAUCCUGGUCCUCGGAGGGCCACCGCUAAACCACCGUCCGUUUCGUACUUUGCCUGCAAAUGAUGCUAGAGCUAUUCGCUGAGACCGGAGGCGUGUGCUUUCUUUCGCUGGCCACUCGCGUGGGGUCCGGGAGCAGAACCCUCUACCGUCACUAGCCCAGCGGGCUGCAGGAAGACGGGGGAGCCAUAGGAAACGACGUUCUUCUGCUGCGCUCUUGCACCAAAAAUGAAGAGGAGACGUUUUUCUGGCUCCAAGAGCAGCACAGGGAAUAUCUCCCUUCUUGGUUACACCCUAGUCUUCAUGUCUCUGCUUGUUCACAAGUUGGACUCAGCACACUUUUCGGUGAUUGGCCCGGACCAGCCUCUCGUUGCUACUGUAGGGGACGAAGUCCUCCUCGCCUGUCGCCUGUCCCCCAGGAUGAGUGCCCAGAACAUGGAGGUGCGGUGGUACCGGGGGCAGUUCUCUUCGGUUGUGCACCUGUACCGGGAAGGGAAGGAUCAGUAUGUGGAGCAGAUGUCGGAAUAUCGCCAAAGGACAGAGUUUCAGGCUGGGGACAUUGCUGACGGAAGCGUCGCUCUGAGGAUACGCAAUAUCCGCCUCUCCGAUGCGGGGUGGUACACGUGUUUCUUUCGAUCGGAGGUCUCCUAUCAAGAAGCGGCGAUGGAACUACGGGUAGCAGUUUCAGGUACUAGUCCCCUGAUCUCGAUUGAGGCUUACCAGGACGGAGGCGUCCGACUGGUGUGCCGAUCGGGAGGGUGGUACCCGGAGCCUCAGUCGCUGUGGAAAGGUCUCCAGGGCCAACCUCUUCCGUCCCUGCCUGCAAAAUGCAUCCAGGAUGAAAACAGCCUGUUUCAGACGGAGUCUGUUCUGAUCGUCACCGAAAAGUCCAACCAGAAUCUGACCUGCGCCGUCAGAAACAGCGUCCUGAACCAAGAAGGAGUCUCGCGUGUUUAUCUCGCAGAUGCUUUUUUCCCAAAGACCUCCUACGUGACUGUGAUUCGCCUGACACUAAACCUGUUGGUUCUUGCUUUUUUCAUUCCUUGUGCUAUUUAUUAUUUGUGGAAGCAAAGCAAAGACACAGAUAAACUGCGCUCACAGUUGAAAAAUUUGGAAGGUAAGUCUCUGGGUUGUAUGGCACAAGUGAACUGUCUGAUAUUGUCCAUGAAAUAAAGUAAAUGAAAACCACAACAUUUAUAUCAUGUAAUCUCUAGCAGGAACAUGGUUUAAGCCUGUUCCCUUUUCUCUCUCCAGUGCUUGUGGAACUGACACACCUAAGUUUGCAGCUGAUCCCAAGCUGGAAGGGGUUGCGAGUGCUUUAGAG
Pelodiscus sinensis (Chinese soft-shelled turtle) is the source of this 1735-nucleotide messenger RNA. Lineage: Eukaryota; Metazoa; Chordata; Testudines; Trionychidae. The record is from RefSeq and is a predicted model, not a curated record.